CACCUGCUUGACUGUGACGGUGAGCCUACGGGAGUAGUUGAAGUUCUUUUGUAUCAAUUUAUAAGGGCUCGACUAAAGUUGAAUCUCACCAGAAAGUAAGGGUUUUGGUGCGCUCUACAAGUGGACAAAAUAAGUGAAACCUGCACAGGAAACUUGAUGUUGACUGGAUGCAACUCUCAAAAGAUUUCAUCGGUUUUAUACUAGUCCUGCAGUGUUGAGAUGGGAGGGCCGGGUACCAGCUCAACUAGGAGGCUCUUCCGUGAAGUCUUUACCUUUGGAUCUAAGGAUCUGACUCACUGGUUCCCAUCACACAUGGCAAGAGGAAUUAAAAGGAUGCGUAAUGCGCUACGAAGAGUGGAUUGCAUCGUUGAAGUUCACGAUGCCAGGAUCCCUUUUGCUGGUAGGAAUCCUAUGUUUCAUGACAUCUUUGCCAUCAGACCUCACCUCUUAAUCCUAAACAAGAAGGAUCUAGCUGACACUACACCACAGAAAACCAGCCAAGUUCGCAACAGAUUAAAGGAAGAAGGGGUCCAAAAUAUCUUGUACACCGAGUGUCUUGGACAACGCAGCCCAAGUGUCAAAAAUGUGAUCCCGCGGGUGGUUGAAUUGAUAGAGAACAGUGAUCGUUACCACCGAUUGGAGGAGAAUGAUUACUCGGUCAUGGUCAUUGGCGUGCCAAACGUCGGCAAAUCCUCGCUCAUCAAUGCCAUGCGAAGGAUCUACCUCAAUAAAGGCAAGGCAACACCAGUGGGCGUGCGGCCUGGGGUAACGAGAUCUCUCAUGCACAAAAUCAAAGUGAGCAACAAACCUGAAGUCUGGUUGCUUGAUACACCAGGGAUCAUGACCCCCUAUGUCAAAGAAAUUGAAGUCGGCAUGAAACUAGCUCUCUGUGGAACAUUGCAAGACCAUGCUGUGGGAACCGACGUGAUUGCAGACUACCUGUUGUAUGUUCUCAACAGUUACAAUCACAACAGGUAUGUCGACUUUUAUGAAUUGGAGGGUCCCAGUGACAACAUCAUGGAUGUUUUGACCCAGAUCGCCAAAAAACUGAACAAGAUCUGUCGUGUGAAAACAGCAGCAGGUUCGGUGGUUCAGAGACCUGAUAUCAAUGCAGCUGCCACACACAUGGUCAAAGCUUUCCGCAAGGGCGACUUGGGUCACAUCACACUGGACUGACCAAUGGUAACAUUGGAACUGACCACAGAAUUCCUCUGUCCUGACCAGUCGUUGCACAAGGAAGGAUGUCGCUGAUCUGAUGAGGUCAGAAUAAUUACGGUUGUUGUCUUGUACACGCCCUUGGACAGCCAGUACAUCUCUGAUCUCGGGUUUGACAACCUGCCCCGAGCUGUGCUCCUAGGCAGAACGAGAGGCUUAGCAUGUCUCUGCUCAGGGCCAAAUUCUGGAGUUGUUAGCAUAAAAGUAAAACUGCUAAACAAAUUUACACCGAAAUCCAUCACAAGCACUUGACAUUUGGACUGAACUCAGCUUAAUGAAUAGUCUACAUGCUUACAUGUAGUCAAGUUAUACACCUGUAUGUUCCACCCCUCAGAAGAGAUCUCAGGAGAUCUAAUGUAACUGGUCGACAUGAUUUUCCUCUUAAAAAUAUUAUUCACCGAGGAAAAAAAUUGGUCGACUCAAGCAAUGAUACCAAAAUACCCAAACUUCUCUUGAAUAUGAAAUCACGGACUUCUUUAUUAGUAAAGUCUACAUGUUAGCUGUGGCUCUCUCUAACCUUAUAAUUACAGAGCCCACAUACAGAUAUAAUCACAAACAUGAAAUGGAUUUUAAUUUCUUCACAGCGGAUGGACAUUAUUUCAAAAUUCAUUUGUUGUUCUUCUGGGGCAUUUGACACAAUGCAAGAUAUUCAUUUGUUUGAGUGGUCCUGUCCUAUCAAGGGAAACGAAAAGUUGGGAGUUGAGAUGACUUGUUUUUAGGUUUAUUUCUCCUUUACAACCUCCGACAGAAUCAUUGUAUUGGCACCAAGUUCAGAGGACUUUGAACCUGAAGUUUGAUUCACCGCCCUUGAUAGGAUCACCGUCGUGCAAUAUUUGCAUGAUACAACGUGUGACUAACAGGACCAGUAGAAAGACCACUGCAUUCCUAGUGAGCCAUUUAAAUACUUCUCAGUUCUAACGUGGCAGUAACAAUGCAGGCAAAUUUGAUAUACAUCUACUUGAUAUUAAUCACUCAUCUCAAUUCAUUGGUGCUUCAGUCGUGAAUUUAAUUGAUUAUGUAGAAUUCUCAAGCAUCAGGUGCUGUCUUGAUUGUUCACAGAAUUAAAAACAUUUUAUAGGAGAUUUGUAUAAAAUUGGCUAGAUUCAACCAUUAAGUCGCAUGUUUAUAAACAGGGAAACAAGUUGGUAACUUGGACUUUGCAACUUUCAAAAUCUUUCCCUUUGAGUGCUGCUUACAAUGUAUUUGCACUGGAUUUAUAAAACUGUAAAUAUUAAGACACCAAGGAUUUGUUUGGGUAAGAUCAAUUUUUUGUCCAAUAGGACUGAACGUCAAUAAAUCCUGGUUUAUUUUA
Molecule: messenger RNA, 2527 nt
Organism: Acanthaster planci (crown-of-thorns starfish)
Lineage: Eukaryota; Metazoa; Echinodermata; Asteroidea; Valvatida; Acanthasteridae
Gene: mtg1
Product: mitochondrial ribosome associated GTPase 1
Biological process (GO): mitochondrial translation
Cellular component (GO): mitochondrion
Molecular function (GO): GTP binding; GTPase activity
Source: RefSeq, a predicted model, not a curated record